Exaiptasia diaphana is the source of this 2843-nucleotide messenger RNA. RefSeq names its product glutamic acid-rich protein. NCBI's taxonomy places the organism in Eukaryota, Metazoa, Cnidaria, Anthozoa, Actiniaria, Aiptasiidae. The record is from RefSeq and is a predicted model, not a curated record. Bases 83 to 2539 code for a protein of 818 amino acids. Gene Ontology annotation, cellular component: nucleus; nucleoplasm. Gene Ontology annotation, molecular function: zinc ion binding; nucleic acid binding. Gene Ontology annotation, biological process: positive regulation of DNA-templated transcription; negative regulation of DNA-templated transcription. The transcript is spliced from 10 exons.
UCCCCGCGUGGCGUUUGUCGCUGAACACGAAGCAAACAAGAACAGUCAUUUACAGUCGAUUUUUAUCACUUUAGUUUUCUAUAUGGCAGGCUUCAAUCGUUUUGGUGGGGGAGGAUUUGGUUCUCUCUAUCCUAAUCUUGGUGGUUUGGGUCAAAAUAACGUCAGUAGAAGAGAUGAUAGGUUCUCUGACGAUCGUGGAAGAAAUGGACGAGGCUUUGAAAGAAGAGACAUCGAUCGCGACUUUGGGAGACGAGAUCCAAGCCCUCGUAGGCGCAGAUUUUCGCCUGAUCCACCAUAUAGCAGUAUACGAGGACGAAGAGAUGAUAGAGCUGAUCUAGGAAGCUACUCCUUGGAUCAUUUGGGUGGCCAGGAUAGCUUUAGCUCAAGAGGUCAGAGAAGUAGUGAUUCCGACUAUAACAGGGCAGGUCGCAACUUGGGAACACCAAAUAGGGGUGAUGGAAUACUAGGAGCCAAACCUGGAGACAUGCCAGUCAACUCUAGUGCAAGUUCAGGAGUUAUAAACCCACAGUUAGCAGCACAGCAGCAGCAGCAGUUAAUGGCAAUGGUCCAAACACAGUCACUUCUUGCAGCCAUCCAGGCCCAAGCUUCAGCAGCAACAAAAAAACAACCACCAUCAUUACUGCAGGGGAUGAGAAUGAAUGAUAGAGGAAUGGACAGGCAGAAUCGUAAGCGUAGAUUCUCACCCAACAGAGGACAGAUGGGGAACAGAAACAUGCAAGGAGGAAACAGACAACGAGACAGAGUUCCACAAGGUAAUAGGUACCGGUCUAGACGUAAUGUAAACAGAGACCGCAUGCGGGCGGAAAGGCACACUGCAAACAGAAAGAUUGAGCCUGGAAAGAAAUCUGAUGAUGAAGGACCAUUUGAAGAACCAUAUGUAGAGGAAAACCCAGAUGAAGAAGAACAGGCUGAACCAGAUGAGAAAAAAGAAGAGUCUAAAGAUACUGAAACUCCUAAGCAAAAAACUGAUGAAAAAAAAGAUGAAUCAACCAAAGAAGAGACCACUGAGAAAGAAGAAACAAAGUCCAAAUCCCAAGAAGAAGACUCUGUUCCCAAAUCAUCCAUGAACCUUGCAGGUCAGAAUGUGGAUAAGCUUACAAGGUCUUUGUUUGAUACCCAUCGCCGUAAAUAUGUCUGCAAAGUCUGUAAGAUCAUGUGCACAAAAGAAACAUGUUUCAGACAACAUCUGUUUGGUAGAAGGCAUGUCAAGACAUGGCUGGAAAACCAAGGACUGUCAUUCGAGGCAGUUAUAUUUAAAAAAGCAACAGAGGAAGCAGCCAAGACUUUGACUGCAAGUGAAACACCAAAACCAGACACUGCAGAGACUUCAAAAGUGAAGACUGAUGAAGCAGUAGAAAAUAAGGAAGAGCAACCUGCAGCAACGGAGUCCACAGAAGUUCCAAGUGCCAAGGAAGAACAAGUUGUCAUCAAGAAAGAACCAACCACAGAACCUCAGCCUGAAGCAAAAGAGGCUCCAAAAGAAGAAAAGAAAGUUCAAAUUUUUGAUGUAAAAUAUUCCUGUGACACUCGUAAAAUGGCUGUGAAAGAUGGGGAAUAUAUAACAAUUACAUCCAUCAAUGAAGCUAGAGUGAAGAUCAAUGGCUUUGAUACUGGACUUAAUACUGGAGGUUGUGAGUUUGUCAAAGCUGUCACUGGUUUCCAAUGUCGACUAUGUAGGUCAUUCAUACAGCAUGGACGGGACGUGUUGUCACAUGUCAAAGGACGAAAACAUCAAACAAAUUACAGGACUUACAUCCGUGAACACCCCAAGUAUGAAGCAAAUCAAAAGAUGAGAAACAAGGAGCUUGAUGAUAUGUUGAGUGAUAGAGAAGGAGAAACCGUUCUCUUGUAUGAAGUUUCUGAUGAAGAAGAAGAAGUCAGGAAUCCCUCAAGAUAUGGUAGACACGAGACUUCAAUAAAUGUCAAACCCGUGAAGUACAUUGCUGCUCAUAGUGAAGAAGGAGGAGAUGAUGAUGAUGACGGUGCAGACCAAUCAAUGGAUGAUAAGAAUGAUGAUGAUGCGCAAGAUGAAAAUAAUGAAAAUGGAAAAGCUGUUGAUGAUGAUGCCUCUCUUGAUGAAGAAAAAGAAGAAACGCAAGACAAAGAAGAAGAAGAUACUAGCGAACAUAACGAAGAUCAUCCAAUGGAAGACGAUCGUCUUGCUGUUGAUGACUCUUUGGUAGAAGAUGAGGAAGAAGAAGAAAAGAUUAACAGCGAAGAGAUUGCAGAUAUAUCUAUAGAACAAGACGUAUCGUUAUCUGAACUGGCAGGCGAAGUAUUGAAUGAUGAAGAACCGCAGAUCAAAAAGACCAGGGCCACGCCUGCUGCAAGACGGGGCAGAAAAUCAGCGCGCGGAGGAGCGCAAGGAGGUCGUGGAAGGGGUCGUGGCAGAGGAACAAAGAAGAGUACAAGACAGGCUCAAAAGGCAAAGCUGGAGCUUACAUCUGAUCAAAACAAUGAAGACGUAGAUUUUAUGGACGGAUUUGAAGUGAUUGAUGAAGUAAAUGAGGACAAUUAAAUGAAGUCUUUGAAUGUAAAUAGAUUAGAUACUGAUUUUACUUCCUGAGCUUUUUGUUUAAUAUCAAACACUUACUCACCGAGGAAAGGAUGAAAGAAAAGUAGAUAUUAUGUAAAAGUGUAAAAAUAAUUCAUCGCAAAAAAGCUAGAUGGAUGCCAAUCUGAUGGAAAGUUAUCGUUUUGUUGUUGUUUUUUAUUUCCAUUUCAUAUGAAGUGACUAUUUCUGAAUUUUACACAUAUUUACAUUGUAAAAGUAAGUCUAGACUAUUAUUAUCAGUUGAACUAAAUAAACGUCUUGAAAAGUC